Vanessa tameamea is the source of this 2426-nucleotide messenger RNA. RefSeq names its product protein Wnt-7b-like (gene Wnt2). Gene Ontology annotation, cellular component: extracellular region. The record is from RefSeq and is a predicted model, not a curated record. Gene Ontology annotation, molecular function: frizzled binding; cytokine activity. The transcript has 8 exons. Bases 189 to 1319 code for a protein of 376 amino acids. Gene Ontology annotation, biological process: cell fate commitment; canonical Wnt signaling pathway; positive regulation of JNK cascade. NCBI's taxonomy places the organism in Eukaryota, Metazoa, Arthropoda, Insecta, Lepidoptera, Nymphalidae.
UCAAUUAAAACCUUCACAGUUAAACCUUUUUUUAAUUCGUUCAAUAAACCAAAACAGUGUUCUUGUGAGCGACAAAAAAUAAUGCUAAAUGCGCAGUGGUUAAAAACAAAAAAGAUCUCGACUAAAAAGUGUCAGUGAAUAUGUGUUUAAGGAGAUAAAAUCGAAACAAAUAAUUAGGAUGUGAAGCCAUGUUGGAAUGCGUGCGUCGCGCGGGCCCAGUUGUACGCGCGUCGACUAAAACUGGACAAAAUUUCCUGAUAACAACGAGACUUGUAUUUUUUCUCGUGCCCUUCAUUAUACUUCUGUCUGUCAGGGACAGUGUAUCUGGCGCUGUGUCUCUCGGCGCCCACCUCGUAUGCGCACGCGUCGCCGGCCUCACUGACAAGCAACGUGCCAUGUGUCGUUCGUCGCCCGCCGCAAUCGCCGCCGUGGGGGACGGUCUAAGAUUGGCGUACGCUGAAUGUCGGUCGCAGCUCGGCGGAUACAGGUGGAACUGUUCUGGUAUUGGAGAUGGAAAUGACUUUGGACACGUAAUGCCAUUGGCUACUCGUGAAGCCGCGUUCACUUACGCGAUAACGUCAGCAGGAGUCACGCACGCUCUGAGCACGGCCUGUGCGCGCGGAGACUUACCCGCGUGUGGGUGUUCUUCGAACAGCAGACGACGCUCACCGAGUCCUUCAGAACAGUUCCAAUGGGGCGGUUGCGGGGAGGCCGCUUACGGCGCAAGAUUCGCUCGGCGGUUCCUCGACUCGAGAGAAAUGGAAGCUGAUGCCAGAAGUCUGAUGAACUUGCACAACAAUAGGGUGGGGAGGAAGGUGAGCGAGGUCGUAAAAGAUUUAGUUAGACGCGAAUGUAAAUGCCAUGGCGUGUCCGGCUCCUGCGCACUCCGCACGUGUUGGCGUGCGUUACCACCCUUCCGAGCGGUGGGUGCUGCCCUACGAGAGAAGUAUCACAGAGCUAGACUCGUGGCGCCACAUCCGCCACCGGCCACUCAUGCGCCGCAGACCCAUCUUGUUAUACGAAGGUCAAGACAGAACGCCGGCGUAGGCAGGCAACCUCGGAAGUCAGAAUUAGUGUACCUAGAACCAUCCCCAUCUUACUGCGAGGCGGACCCCGCUACUGGAUCUCUGGGAACACAUGGACGUCAUUGUAACAGAACGUCAAGAGGCGAAGAAGGCUGCGAAACUCUCUGCUGUGGUCGUGGGUACAACACUGUGCGCACGGAAGAAGAGACUAAAUGCAACUGUCGCUUUCACUGGUGCUGCCGCGUGUCCUGUGACAAGUGCGUCACACGCAGCGAAGUCCACAUCUGCAAGUGAACGACAUCUAGCGAAGAGUAGCGACAUUACGUUGUAUAAUUUUAAAUUUGACGGAAGUAUUAGUUGAUAAAUUAUAUAUCAAUUAUUGCUUCUCUUUUUUUUCGAAUGAUUUUCGUUUUGUGAAUAUUGCGACUAAUUUCAAAAUUAUUAUAGGUAAUUAAUAGUUCUUAUCAGAUGUAAUACAAACCAUAUUAUAGUUCUUAGUGCUUAAAAUGAAUGAUGUAAAAUUAUUUGAAUGUAAGAUAUAAUUAUUGCAUUAAAUACAUUUCAAAGGUCAACCCUACCACUAUCUACUUCUAUUCUAGAUAAUUCACCUCGCGUUUAUGUAAGACAAAACAAAAAUUAUACCAUAAAUGAAGAUCGAAAACAAAUGUCAAUUAGCUCAGUUUUAUGUCAACAUUAUAAAAUAUAAUCAAACAAAAACUAUAGAUUAAAAAAAUAUAUCACAAAUUCAUAAAACUAAGAUCAUAAAGGUACUUUUUACAAGCAAUAUUUGUUUAUAUUAACAAUAAUUCACCAUUGAAUUACAAAUUCUUUUAUAAUUAUAUAUAUAUUCUGUACUCGUUUUUUUUCUUAAUUUGUGUAUUUCUCACCAGUAUUUCUCACAAUUAACUUUUCUUAACUUUCAUUUAGAUUUAGAUGCAACGGCUUUAAAAUUAUAUAUAAGUUACAUUAGUUAUCUAUUUGGAUUUAUAAAGUGUCAUCUAGCGGAGAAUAGUGUCAAUAAGCAUAUUAUUAAGAAGAUAACUGUAUGAUAUUUUGCAUUUAUUAAGCUUAUUUGUAUUGGCCCAUAGAAAUUAAUAUGUUUCUGAUAAUACUUUUUAAUAAGUCAAUUGUAAAGUAACAUUAAAACAUGCCUUCUAAAAUAAGCCAUUGUAUUUAUAAAGCUUUGAAUAAAGUGUCUUUCAUUUAUAUUUAAAAGCAAAUGACUACAGCAAUUACUUAAAAUAUACAAUAGAUCAUUAUAUAGCGAUAAUACUAAUAAGGUAUGCAAUCAAAUGGACAUAAAUCAUAAUAUCAUAAGUACUUAUUAAAUCAUUCCGUUUAGCUUAAGGUCUAACUUAUUCAUAUCACAAUACGAUUUUAAAUAAACUUUUUUCACGUCUA